Didymodactylos carnosus is the source of this 732-nucleotide messenger RNA. Lineage: Eukaryota; Metazoa; Rotifera; Eurotatoria; Philodinida; Philodinidae. The record is from the annotation of a GenBank genome assembly.
AUGGCAGCCACUUCACAAAGUUCAAAAUUUUUACCACCAACAAACAAGCAACAACUCAAAGCUCUUGGCGGUAUAUAUAAACUGAACGGCGAUAUUCGACGAGCUAUUACAGUUGGAAUCGAUGAAAGUUUCCUACCAAUUCCCAUUCCGAAAGGAGGAGACUGGCUAGAUGUGCACGAAGAAACUGGCCAGACCGUUGGAGAAUAUGUAAAAAUGUCAAAAACAAUCCCAACAUCAACCCAUGAAUUAUUUUGUAUUGGUGUCACAAUGGCUGACCUAUAUCCGCAGGCUGACUGGAAUUUUGUUUAUGGUGAAGCUGAUAUUGACCGUGGAAUUGGAUUAUGGUCGUUUGCACGUCUUGAUCCAUUAUUUCCUCUUACUGAAGAACAACAAUGGCAGAUACCAACGGAAGAACAAAGAAUAUUGAUAUUAAAACGAGCAAUAGGUGUUUUCCUGCAUGAAUUAAUUCAUCUGUUUGGUAUGGAACAUUGUAUUUAUUAUCUGUGUAUGAUGAAUGGAACUGAACAUGAAGAAGAAAUGGAUGAGCAACCGUUGUACUUGUGUCCGGUUUGUUUGAGAAAAUUAUAUUCGUCACUGGAAAAGGUGGAUUUCGAUGUAAUACGAAUGUAUCAAGGAAUAUUAGACGUUUGUAAGAAAUUCAAUUUCAAAGAAGAAGCUGAAUGGUAUGAAAAUAGAGUGAAACUAAUUCAUAGAGAAAAAGAAGAUCUGUAA